GGCCAUGCGGAGCCGGCGCGGGCGGCGGCGGCCGCGCAGGGCCCUGCCUGGGCAGCGGCGGGGCCUCAUGGGCCUGAGGCGGCGGUCGUGCCGGCGGGGGUAGCGUAGGCUGUCGGCUGGGGGGUGUGUCCCCCGCCACGCUCCCCGCCGCCAUGUACACCUUCGUGGUGCGGGACGAGGGCAGCAGCGUCUACGCUGAGGUAAGCCGGCUGCUGCUGGCCAGCGGGCAGUGGCGGCGCCUCCGGAGGGACAACCCCCGCUUCAACCUGAUGCUGGGCGAGAGGAACCGGCUCCCCUUCGGCAGGCUGGGCCACGAACCUGGACUCAUGCAGCUGGUGAAUUACUACAGGGGAGCAGACAAGCUGUGCCGCAAAGCAUCUCUGGUGAAGCUCAUCAAGACAAGCCCUGAGCUAUCGGAGUCCUGCACAUGGUUCCCUGAGUCCUAUGUGAUUUACCCAACAAACCUGAAGACCCCUGUGGCUCCAGCACAGAAUGGAAUUCGCCAUCUCAUAAACAACAGCAGGACAGACGAGCGGGAGGUCUUCUUGGCAGCUUACAAUAGGCGGCGGGAGGGCAAAGAAGGCAACGUGUGGAUCGCCAAGUCCUCAGCUGGUGCCAAAGGGGAGGGCAUCCUAAUUUCUUCAGAGGCUGCGGAGCUCCUGGACUUCAUCGAUGAGCAGGGACAAGUGCAUGUGAUUCAGAAAUACCUGGAGAAGCCUCUGCUUUUAGAGCCAGGGCAUCGCAAGUUUGACAUCAGGAGCUGGGUUCUCGUGGAUCAUCAAUAUAAUAUCUACCUCUAUAGAGAGGGUGUCCUGCGGACCUCUUCUGAACCAUAUAACAGUGCUAAUUUCCAGGACAAAACCUGCCACUUGACCAAUCACUGCAUUCAGAAGGAAUAUUCCAAAAAUUAUGGGCGGUAUGAGGAAGGGAAUGAAAUGUUCUUUGAGGAGUUCAACCAGUAUCUGAUGGAUGCCCUGAACACAACGCUUGAGAACAGCAUCUUACUGCAAAUCAAACACAUAAUAAGAAGCUGCCUUAUGUGUAUAGAGCCUGCAAUCAGCACGAAGCAUCUGCACUACCAGAGCUUCCAGCUCUUUGGCUUUGAUUUCAUGGUGGAUGAGGAGCUGAAAGUCUGGCUGAUAGAAGUCAACGGGGCGCCAGCGUGUGCCCAGAAGCUGUAUGCAGAGCUCUGCCAAGGAAUUGUGGAUGUAGCCAUCUCUAGUGUUUUCCCUCUCAGCGACACUGGGCAGAAGACAAGCCAGCCGUCAUCCAUCUUUAUCAAGCUGUGAUGGCAACAGGAAGAGACUGCACCCGUCGGGUCAGCACAGUGCAGUGGCUUAUCUCAGUAUUAUGCCAAAAAGUGGUAGGGACAAGCUUCUUUUCUGGGAAAACAUGGGGAAAAACAACAAAAGGGGCAUCCACACAGAGCUGCGAUGAGCGCAAACUUCUCAGACAACUCUACCUGCAUUCACCAAAACCCACUUCAGAGACUUUUUCUGAAACAAAUCUCUCUGGGAGAACAAAAUAACCUUAAAAUGAAACCCCAACAGGGAUACUAUACUACUGUAUUUGCUCCUCCUUUUUCUAUAGAGAUAACAGUGGGUUUUGUUAACGGAAUUGAGUGAAGAGAACAAUGGUCUUUCAGGAUGUCAUGGCUGGGAAGUUGUCCUCCUCCCGCUGUGUUCCUUCUUUCCUCACCUACUGCAUCAUUAGUGCCUUAGCUCAGCUCCAAAUACGUGACUCCUUUCCUUUGUUCCUGCACUAUUACAUAGAAAGGAGCAAGCUGUCUUGCAUUGCAGGAUGCCUAAAACUGGGAACACUGAGAAUUCAGUUUCCGUAGGUCAAUUUUCCAAGCUGGUUGGCUGAACACCCAGGCAACGGCUGGCAAAAGGGUGCUGAACUGCAGACGGUGACUUAACCCAAGCGAGGAAGGCAAUUUUUUUAUUUAAAGCUAUCCCUUUUUCCUAAUGAGAUAUGAAUCAGUGUCCAUCCCAGUCUGAUGCAGUUGGAUUCUGUCUGAAAGAGGUAGAGAGAGCCCCUCUGGGCUCACUGGCAGGCUGUAGGAUUUCUAGCAUCCUUUUUGUGCUCAGAGUGUUUCAAAUAGAAGAAACCCCAUCUCCUCAGUUUCUUCUGAGGCAGUGAAUUUAGACUCUUCCCUCAGCUUUUACCUCCAUGCGUUUGAGGCUUGAACCUGAAACCUUUCAACUCACAUGAUUUUUAUCCCAUUUGAUCCAGCCAAUUCUCCUCCAUUUGACAAGUACUGAACUUUUCUGCCCUCACCACAGUCCCAACUAGAAAGAAGGUGGAUGAGGUUUUGUAGACCAGGAGAGAGAUUCCGUAUGUGUAGGUUUGGCACACAGCUGGGAAGGCAGGUGUUUGGGAGUAGGAGGGGAGGUUAAAUUCCUUCAAGUCUCUGAAUUUCAAAGCUACUUUAAAUAGAACCUAAAUUUCUGCCAUAUUGCCCACCCCAUGAAGUGUAUCUGAAUUUCCAGAGUGAGCUCAUCACACCUUCCCCUAAGACAGAUGUCUUUGCAGAGCACAGAGGCACUUGGGGAUGUUCAGGGCUGUGUUCAGCUUUGUCAGGGAGAUGAUUGGCACCAAAAUGAACCAAUUCCUGUUACUUAAACAAGCAGAGAUUGUGGCGGUUACAAGCUUCUGUCUGCCUGUGUGUAAUGGGAAGUGAAUCAAGCAAUGGGAUUUCUGCCUCUCUCUGAAGAUUCUAGUGCUUUGGCAUACUAAUGUGUGCUUGUGAUCAAUUUCAGAGGUCUUUGUGCCAGCAGAUGAUUCUGGCAUCUUUCUAUAGACAGGACUGAAGUGCCCAGGCCUCCUUGGAGUUAUGCAGUUGGAUCAUGCUCUUGUGGAAUGGACAUUCAUUGUGACAUGCUGUGAAUCCCCAAGUGGCACCAUUUCACGCAAGGAUACUCAAAGCCAGGAGGGAACAGAGUGUUUAGCAAAACCUCACUGAAGCAUCGCAGAGAGAGCACAUCCCAAAGAGCCACAUGAGCACCUCUGAAGUUGUCAGCAGCCUGAAUCACAGCAGCAGUCCACGUCUGCAGGGGCGGUGUGGUGGAUCAGUGGUACACUGGUGCAUGCUGAGAAGUGAUAGGGAGCAGGAGCUGUGUGAAAAUGGGGCUAUGGCUUUGUUCCCCUGCACUGUGAAUGCAUCAGCAAGAGGCCUGAGCGUCAGCUCUGGUCUCUAGAUUUGGGCUUUGUGCAUGUUCUGAAGAGGGACCGUGAAGGCGGUGGUUCCUUAGAUGGGAAGCACUGGGUGAUAAGCUGGGAGAGGGGUGCGGGGGAAGGACUGGUUGGGGUUUUUAACCUUUUGAUAGCACUUAGGUGUCAAAAUUUCACUGCAGGCCAGGUAAAGUGUAGUGGUAACACUCUAAAGUGAAAUGUAGGCUGUAACAGUUAUUGCUUGCAAAGCUCACUCACGUCUCAGUUGGCAUUUUCACAUGUUGGCUCAUGUGAGCUAAAAAAGGACACCUUUUUGCCAAGCAAAGGGAAGGUCUAAUAGCAGUCACUCUGGUCCAGGAUGUACCUGAGGUGACAGAGGAGAUGCUGGGCUCUUGCAAACUCUAGGAUAGGUAAAAGCAGAGCAGGAAGUGAGAAUACUUUCCCCAUCAUAAUGAAAUGAGAAAUGCUCAUUUUCAGGGGUGCUAGACCCAUCCUUCCUUUCCCCUCGGGAAAUGGACAAUCACUCCCUUACUGCACGGUAAUGUUGAGGUUCUCAACAAUGUAGUGGGAUGAGGGCAAGAAAACUGCCUGGGUGCAAGCAAAAGCUGCAGCCCCACGAUACCUCCAGGAGGAACAGUGACUGGAGCCUCUGUCUAACUCCAAGGCCUUUUCAUCCUCCUUUUUAACUCCAGAUUGCUUUGGGGCACAUCAGCAGCUGACCAUUUUUGCUGCUCAGCUGAAAGUGAGGCUUCAACUUGAUGGCAGAGCCAUGGCCACAGGCAAUGCAGCAAUUCAUACCCUGCCUUUUCAGAUGGGCUUGGGGAAAAUAGUGAUUCGAGGGCACUUUGUUGGCUUGUUUGCUGAAUUUUUCAGAAAUAAGCAACAGCCUCUGGAGGAAUACAGCAGGUGUCACAUUUAUUUAGCACCUGCUCUCAAAAUGCUCUCCAAGUUCAAGUACAGGAGAGAAAUGGUAAAGAACAGAGAGCACAGUGUCUAAGGUCUUGCCCAAAAUACUAGCUACCAGAUGGGAGUACAGGCUGUGUGUAUGGCCAAAGCCUGAGCAUUGCAGCUGUGGAUGCACCUUGAAGUGAUGCUCACAAGCUCUUGUGAGACUUCUUGUUUGUUUCUUUUUUUUAGGAAUACACAACAAUAAAUGUUUUCUAGCUUAUUUCAGCUAAAAGGUCAAUAGAAAAGGUCUUGCUCUCUUUCCUGAGCUUUCUCAAAGUGUGGUGCUGGCUUUCCAGAAGAUACCUACCAUAUUGCAGAAUGUCUCUAGUCUUAGUUGUCUGUAUCCCUUCACGUCAGCCAUGAAAGAUUUCAGGCCCAGGUGCUUUGACUGUGUUUUCCAGCAGGCUCUGGUCCCGCUGGAUUCUGGGUUUCAGAUAACUCCCAUGUGGCUUGCCUCAUACCGGGUUAGUUAUGAGUCCCAUGUAACAGCUAUUGUGCUCCUGCUGAAGUACCGUGUCUGGCCACAGAAACCACUGGAGAAAUCAAAGGAAGGCUCAAAAGCCAUUUUGUUCAGGUGGGCCGGCUCCCCAGCCCUGCUGUGUCCAGCACCCUUCAGGACUGCUUGCAUGUCCCUGCUCCCAGCAUUUCCUGUUCUCCACAUGCAGCUCUCCCCCAGGAGAGUGAUGCUAUGCCGAACAUAGGUUCAUCAUCAUGUUUCAUUGCCAGUAUCUGCUAUGGCAGCCCGCAGAAAGCCCCAGCGUUGAGAGGAUGGCGGGGUACGUAGGGCAGUGGCGAGCUGACAGCCUGCCGAGCUCUGGUUUGCGUGCUCUCACGUCAGCAUGUGCGUGUAGGGCCAGCGGGUGCCAGGGCUCAUGGAUCUCCAGUGACCAUCCGCAUCUCUCCUAAACCAUCAUUAAAACAUGCAACCCCA
Molecule: messenger RNA, 5053 nt
Organism: Colius striatus (speckled mousebird)
Lineage: Eukaryota; Metazoa; Chordata; Aves; Coliiformes; Coliidae
Gene: TTL
Product: tubulin tyrosine ligase
Exons: 7
Coding region: 153-1289 (378 amino acids)
Biological process (GO): protein modification process
Source: RefSeq, a predicted model, not a curated record